This is a messenger RNA of Leishmania major strain Friedlin, 2403 nucleotides long. RefSeq lists its product as hypothetical. Lineage: Eukaryota; Euglenozoa; Kinetoplastea; Trypanosomatida; Trypanosomatidae. The record is from RefSeq and is a predicted model, not a curated record. The transcript has a single exon. Bases 1 to 2403 code for a protein of 800 amino acids.
AUGCCGCCGCGAGCAGCGACGCGCACGGUGCGCCUCCGCCAGUCGCCGCGGGCUGCGGCACACACGGAGCGCUUGAAGCUGCUCACGUACCCCAUGGCACUCGCCCAGCGCGGUGCUACAGUGCCGCUCAUCCACAGCCCUACCAUAAAUGCCGGUCACGGGGGCGGCACGGCACCACGUCUUCUUGCUGACACACUGAGCUGCUUCAACAGGGGCGGUGGUGGCGGCGGGGCUCGACGACCCCCCGCAGCGAGAGCGCACAACGAGUGUGUGGAAGGUCCGUCCGGUGUAGUCGCGCAUAGCGAAGAGGACGGCGACGCUACCGGCGCGCAGACGCUCCCGGCCCCGCGCCGAUGGGUGCGAGAUGCCGACGAACUUUGCGUUGCCUCCAUCCACCGCAGCAACAACAUCAAUCGCAUCAACUCCUACAUCGCCACGUACAAGCUCGGCGACCCGCAGUGGCGUCCGCUACUGCUACCGGAGGUGCACGUGCUGCCCAAGGCGCGCACUGCUAGCACCGACACACCGAAGACUGCAGGCGCACAAGAGCAGAAGACGACGGGCCACUCCUGUCGUCUCUCUUCCUCGGCAGCAUCGAGUACUGUGGACGGAUACGACGUCUUCAUCGACUACAACAAGCUGACGACGCUGGAGCUCAUGUCGCGGCACGCCAACUACGCACUGCGCCACCUCGUGCAGAAGGGUCAUGCCAUGUAUCUCGUGACCUUCGCCCAGCACUCGGUGGUGCAGAUGCGCGGCUUGGUGGAGGCGUCCUACAUAAGCUGUGCGUACGGCAUUCGUGGCGAGCGACUGCGCACGCACAUCAUCCACACGGGCCCCGUUGACGUGCGCGAGGUGCUGGAGAUAGACCCCGUGACGCUGCGCGUGUCCUUCGACUUAGAGAAGCAGCACGUGCGCCGCGGUGUGGUGGCCGUGUCCACUGUGGAGGGCUACGGGACCUGGUUUCAGCGCAAGCCGAUGCUCUGGCAGCGCACACGCCGCAUCGGCGCUCUGCAGAGUCAAAUGGGCUCCUACGACUACCAGCUGUGCGACAGCGCCGAGGUGGGGCGGCUGCGUCCGUACGAAGUCUCGCUGCUCGCACCGCACGUGCGUCUGAUCGGCGUCCAGGGCGGGGCCGACGCUGUCGCCCUCAUUGCCUCCUCACAGGUUGCCCAGAACGAGCGGCUUUACUUGGGGCAGUUCGAGGCACCGGUGCUCACAGCCGUGGACGCCGUGCAUCAGCUCAUCCAUCGCACCGCGUUGCAUCAUCAGCUGCUGCGGCCUGCACGGACGGAGGAAGCCAGUGGCGACGCUGCGGUGCCGACGGUGGCGGCGUUGGAGGACCCGCGGCUACAGGAGCUGCGCCGCCUCGCCGGGAUGGAGCGCUUCCUCCCGGUCAGCUGGGUGACCCGCACCCCACCGCCGUACGUGCCGCUUGAGUCGGACCUUCCUUUCCGCAUUCAGCUCUCCCGCCCCGCUGUGAUUCGCACCGAUGCGCGCAGCACGCAGACCGGCGGCACGGCGGACAGCAACGCGGCCAUUGUCUUUCCCACCGGUGGCUCCGUCGGCUCGCCGUUUGUGAGGGGGGUGCCGCUGAGCCUCUUUGAGUACAACAUCCACCAGGGCGUCGACCACUACAUCUUCGACGACGCCCCCAGCGCGCGGCCGCUUAAGUGGUGGAACCAGAAGUCAAACAUGCCGUACAGCGGCUACGUGUACGGCAUGCGGAGCGGUCUGCUGGACUGCGUCGAGCCGGCAGAGAAAAUACCGAACCCACUCGCGCCUCCAGCUGCAGCAGCGGCGUCGGCGACACCUGCGAAGUCAGGGCGCCGGCGCAAGAGGCGCGUCGCACGUGCACAGCGGCACACCUCUUCUGCGGGCACUACAGCGGGGGCGGCAAGCGAGGUCUCACUCUCUGCGAUAGACGAGGUGGCAGACGCGGUGGAGCGGGCAGCGCCGAGCUCUUCCCCCUCUUCUUCAGCGCAUGUAGGCGACGCUGAGGACGAUAGGCCGCUGAACCUGGCGGCGGAGGAACUAGCUGCCGGCGAGGAGGAGCUUACCGGGUAUGAGGAAGACAGUCGACGAGAGGCGGCCUUGGCUUGGGCUGAAGAUGGCAUGGACGUUUCCGUGGAAGAUCGGCCACCGCUGCACACUCUUGUGGCACCUACGACGGCUGCCCGGCGACGUCUGCGGCGGUAUGCGAAGGCGUCGUCAUCGCCGUCGAGCGCUGCUGCUGUGUCCUCUUCAUCUGGAGCGUUGGAGAGCCGAGCGGAUGUGCUGCUGCAGCGGCAGAUGCGGCUGCGGCUAAUGCGACGGCGACGAAACGCGCAAGGAGCGUCACCGCUGCCGCCCAAGGACGGCGCGCGUCCUCCGGACACCACCUCUGACACGAAGGCGCUGUAG